AUGGUGGCCACCGCCGGCCUGGGCCUGCUGUUCGUCUUCUUCAUGCUCUUCCUCAUCCAGCGCGGCCUGCUGCUGCCCGACAUCAUCAUCCUCGGAUGCUUCGUCCUCUUCGUCCUCUGGCUGACAGGGCUGAUCGGGACCGCCAUCGAGCUCUACGGGACCGAAGCAAACGUCAAUUCCAACUGCCAGAACUACGUCGUCAACAUGCCCUCCAAGGGGCCCAGCAUCAACACCCUCGCCUGGCUCACCCAGAUCACCAUCUGUAACUGCUGGAAAACAGCCUUCGCCUUCGAGCUGGUCAGCACCAUCUUUUACAUCUGGAUGCUCAUCAUCUCAUUCCAGGUCCGCGGAGGGUUCUUCCUGAAGUAG
Trichophyton verrucosum HKI 0517 is the source of this 369-nucleotide messenger RNA. RefSeq lists its product as uncharacterized. The record is from RefSeq and is a predicted model, not a curated record. Lineage: Eukaryota; Fungi; Ascomycota; Eurotiomycetes; Onygenales; Arthrodermataceae. The coding region runs from base 1 to 369 and encodes 122 amino acids. The transcript has 2 exons.